This is a messenger RNA of Arabis nemorensis, 1182 nucleotides long. The record is from the annotation of a GenBank genome assembly. NCBI's taxonomy places the organism in Eukaryota, Viridiplantae, Streptophyta, Magnoliopsida, Brassicales, Brassicaceae.
AUGAGGAAGGAACUGUGUAGAAAUUUCCAGAGCGGCAGUUGUAGGUAUGGGGAAAAUUGUAGAUUUCUUCAUCCACAACAAGUUAAACCCAAUAAUCCCUAUGGGUUUGGUUCAAAAUCUAGAGAUCAACAACAACAGAAGAGCUCGAACCCUUUUGGAUUUGGUGUACAAAGUGGUUCUAAUGGAUCAAAUCAAUUCCAGCCUUUUGAUAAUAAAUGGACACGAACGCCUUCUUCAUCUGCUGGUGGUGGUGGUGGUGCUACUGCUCAGCAGACUGGUAAACAGACGCAGCAGGCAGAACAUAAAUGCACAGAUCCUGCAGCUUGCAAGAGGAUUAUGCAAGAAGAUUUUAAGAAUGAGAGACCCAUGUGGAAGUUCACUUGCUACGGUCACUGGAAACAUUUGCCUUGUGACAUUAGUGGUGAUCUCAGCUAUGAAGAGCUACGUUUAAUGGCAUAUGAAGAAGCUAAAAAAGGAAUACCUCUACACUCGAUUGUUGGGAGGGAGAGGAAUAUGCAGGAAAACAAGAUGCUCGAGUUUGAAGCCUUUCUGCGGAAUCCAUACAGAGGCUCUGUUGCCGUCAAUCAAAGCCCGUUUCCUGCAACCACUCCUAGUAUCUUCCCACCAUCUGGCCAGAUCAAUUCCUUUCCCACAACCACUCCUAGUAUGUUCCCACCGUCUACCCAGGUCAAUUCCCCUCCGGCAUUAUCUGGCUUCGAUCAACAACCCGCAUUCCCCAAUACCAAUGUUGGUGGAGUCAGUUCAUCUGGACCUCCAAAUCCCUUUGCAAGGUUUAAUCAACAACCAAAUGCUUUCAGCGUCAACACUCCUCAACCGGUUCCUUCAGGUCCUUCUGGUUUUCAGAGUAACCCAUCAACAAUAUUUAAACCAGCAUCGUUUGGACCUGGACCCGGUCUCGCCGCAGCUCCCCAAAACAAUAACAUCUUUCCUUCAAUAACUCCAACUCCAGCUCCUAACACUUCCCAGAACAAUCAGAAUGCAUUCAACUUCAAUACCCCUGUUGCAUCUUUCCCUUCUCCUGUUAUAGCCACAACCACCAAUACAUCUUCCGGAACCGAGCUGCAGACAGAAGUUGCUUCUGUUGAUACUAGCAUCUGGUUAAAGGAGAAAUGGAAUCCAGGGGAGAUUCCGGAGCAAGCGCCGCCUGAAGCCUUUGUAUAA